CAUCAGCAUCAGCCUCUCUCGCCUUCAACGAUAGCCGGAGCCCCUUGUUGACUUACUCGUCUACGGAUACUCGACUAUACUCGACUGUCGCACGCACUCCGACUUCUGGCUCGCUUCCGACCCAAAUCCCGUCCCUCCCUCCAUCUCUCCCUUGAUUCGCUCGUCUGCCGAUUGGAUUGGUUCCAUUGUGCCGCAUCCGUACACAGUACUCUCCGUUCGCGCUGCCUUCCUUGGUCUACGCAGUUCAUAGCUACCCCAAGCCAGCCAGCCUCGUACCGCCGGUCCCUCUCUCUUCUCCCUUUCCCCCGCAACGCACACAUCGCGACGAAGCACCAUCUUCCCUUGGUCAGGGCCCCCAUACUAGCAGCACCAGCCGCGUCAUGUCCGCCAUUAUCGCCCCCGUCUCGGCGCCCGCGCCCGAGCCGCCCGCCAAGCUGGAGAAGAAGCCCAUCAAGUUCUCCAACUUGCUGCUCGGCGCCGGCCUCAACAUGUUCGAGGUCACCACCCUCGGCCAGCCCCUGGAGGUCAUCAAGACCACCAUGGCUGCCAACCGUGGCGACGGCUUCAGCACGGCCCUGGGCCGCAUCUGGAGCCGCGGCGGCAUUUUUGGAUUCUACCAGGGCUUGAUUCCCUGGGCCUGGAUCGAGGCGUCGACCAAGGGCGCCGUGCUGCUCUUUGUCGCGUCCGAGGCCGAGUACUAUGCGCGCGCGGCGGGCGCCAACGACUUCGGCAGCGGCAUCCUGGGCGGCGUGACGGGCGGUGUUGCGCAGGCGUACGCCACCAUGGGCUUCUGCACAUGCAUGAAGACGGUUGAGAUCACCAAGCACAAAGUGGCGGCGGCGGGCCAGAAGGUGCCGGGCACCUGGGCCACCUUCAUGGGCAUCUACCGCCGUGAGGGCAUCCGCGGCAUCAACAAGGGCGUCAACGCCGUGGCCAUCCGCCAGAUGACCAACUGGGGCUCGCGCUUCGGCCUCAGCCGCCUAGCCGAGCAAGGAAUCCGCGACCUGACGGGCAAGAAGGACGGCGAAAAGCUGAGCGCCGUCGAGAAGAUCACGGCCUCGGCCCUCGGCGGCGGCCUCUCGGCCUGGAACCAGCCCAUCGAGGUCAUCCGCGUCGAGAUGCAGAGCAAGAAGGACGACCCCAACCGCCCCAAGAAGAUGACGGUCGGCAACACGUUCAAGUACAUCUACCAGACCAACGGCGUCAAGGGCCUGUACCGCGGCGUCACCCCCCGCAUCGGCCUGGGCGUCUGGCAGACGGUGUGCAUGGUGGCCAUGGGAGACAUGGCAAAGACGUAUGUUGAGAAACUUACCGGUGACAAGGUCACUGCGAAGCAUUAAGCGACGGCGUUUUUUGUUUUUCAGGGGAGAGGGAUAACUAUGUAGGGCAGGAC
Messenger RNA from Lasiosphaeria miniovina, 1393 nucleotides. RefSeq names its product mitochondrial carrier domain-containing protein. The record is from RefSeq and is a predicted model, not a curated record. The coding region runs from base 381 to 1340 and encodes 319 amino acids. NCBI's taxonomy places the organism in Eukaryota, Fungi, Ascomycota, Sordariomycetes, Sordariales, Lasiosphaeriaceae. The transcript has 3 exons. Gene Ontology annotation, biological process: alpha-ketoglutarate transport; mitochondrial citrate transmembrane transport. Gene Ontology annotation, molecular function: tricarboxylate secondary active transmembrane transporter activity. Gene Ontology annotation, cellular component: mitochondrion.